Molecule: messenger RNA, 3015 nt
Organism: Cladocopium goreaui
Lineage: Eukaryota; Dinophyceae; Suessiales; Symbiodiniaceae
Source: the annotation of a GenBank genome assembly
AUGCCUGAGAGUCCAAGCAACACAGGUAUCAUGAGUGACAAUGUGGAUGAGCUGAAGCAGCAGCUGGAGAGAAAGAUCGCUAGGGUGGCAGAGUUAGAAGGUGAACUGGCUCAGGCCAAGAAAGACUUGCGGGCGGCUCAGCGGACCAUCGACGAGAAGGACUUGCUGCUGCAAGAGCGCGCACGGAAGGAUGCGGACAAAGCCAAGCAUAUGUCGGAGUUGAUGGAGAAGCUCCGCAAGUCCGAAGAAGAGGCUGAAAAGCUAGCGGCGAAGCUGUACAAGGCUGAGGAGAAGAUAAAACAGCUGAAAGAACAAAUCCGGGAGUUGAAGAACCAGCUGGGACUGCCACAAGAACAGAGUGAAGAGGAAGUGGAGGAGGAAGUGGACACUGGCACUGCCUUCAUGUCCCGCUACUAUUUGCGCGCCAAGAACAGCGGAAAGCCUCGGUGGAUGCUUUUGAGCGAGGAUGCAAAAUACAAAUCGCAGAAGAAGACCCAGGACGAGAGCAAACAGGUCGUGGGUGGUGGUCCUUUGCCUGUUGGACAGAUGGGCAUGGGCUGGGCUGGUGGCGCUCAACCACAAGAGGCCUCGCGCGCCUUCAACUUUUUGAGGAAAGCGCCGGGAGCAUCGCCGAGUCGCGCAGGAACACAGGUGCGCUUGCAGUACUCCUUCACUCAAGCUUCGUCUUUAGCAGAAGGACCAGAUGCUUCCCCUGCGUCAUCCCAUGCGGCUGGGGCCUUCAACAGGAUGAACACGAUUCACGGCGGUCCUAUGCAAGACACUCCUCAUAGCCCAAUGGCUGCACAAGAGGCGCAGAGGUUGAUGCAUUCCAACUCGAUGCCGUUCUCAGCAGGCCCCGAUUCAGCGGCGUUUCACGGCGGUAUCAGUAGGCAGAGUACUUCCAACUCAUUGGUACCUGGAUCAAAUGGUCCCAACGUCUUUGUGCCACGCGCCAAUACACCUCCACUGCCUCAUCCCAUUUACGCCGCUGGGGGAGGCUCCGUCUUCCACAAUGCCAACUGGAGGGGUGGUCAAGCUGCGCCUUCCACGGGGCCUGCCUUCACCUCCAAUAUGGCAGGCCCCAUGGGUCCGGCGAUGUCCAACCCUUUCAGGCAAGAAGGCGGUAUGCCGAACCUGGGUGGGAUCAGGCUGGGCACGCCUCCUAUCCUGAACCCAUCUGGUCUCAACGGUCUGCAGGGACCUUCCGCCCCUGCACCCGCUGGACCCCCUGGGCCCGGGCCACAGCAAGCACGGGCAGCGCCCAUCGUGGAGGCUACUGGCAGCAGCAGCCUGGCUGUGGGAGGCUUCUCGCAGUCGCUGGGGAAGCCAAGCCCUUCCGGGAGCCCAGGAUCGACCCGGCCGAGCGAUGAGGACGUUCCCACUUCUUCUGCAGGUUUGCCUUUGAUGCUUCCGAGCGAACCUGGAGCGAGCCGAGAGCUGAGACAUUCCAGUUCCUCCUUGUCAUUGUCACCUGCCAGCUCGAGUCGAGUGGCACACGUGGGCUUGGCCAUGAUUGAUCCAAUGUCUCCACAGGACCGCCCCAUGUUGCAGCUCAUUCCGCAAUCAGGGGCCAGCCAGGACUUGCCGUUCAUGAUGGACUCCAUGGAGGUGUCAGCUGCAAGAGCAGGUGCCAGUCGCACUUUGGAACGGCAAGCUGCCAGCUGGUCGUCCUUUCCGUCCUCCUGGGGUUUUGCCGAUGCUUCGCAAGGACUGAGCGGUCCACCGGCUGUGGUGAAUUUAUCCAUGCCUCAAAACCCCUCGUUACCAGGGCCGGACUUGUCUCCUUCACAAGAUCAGGUGCCUUCAAAGGAGGGGAACCAGGUCCCGGUCCAUCGACCCAUGCUGCAUUCCACCACUGUGCCCUUGGACAUCUUGGACCAAGACUUCAUUACAGCCUCCACACCGAUCCUGCAGCUGGAUGGCAUGGGAGAUGUGGGUUUUCCGAUGGGGAAGUUGGUACUUCAAUAUCAUCAAAGCAAAGACGUGGUACCGGAGGAUGUGCUGAGAACUGCUCAAGGGCCAGUGGGUAGUCAGGAGCUUGGUCGCACUGCUGGCGUACUGCUGGUACUGGCAUACAUCGCGGUGGGCAUUGCGCUGCGUCGUGCAUCAUGGAUGACGGACCACCGCUGCGACCAACUUCGCUGGUUUACUUUCAAGGUGCUGUUCCCUAUAUAUCUUCUUCGGACGCUUUGGAGCAUCAGCCUUUCAUUGGAUUUCGUGACUGUGUUACCCCUCAGCCUGGGAUUUCACGUCCUGUGGUUCGUGCUGAGCCAGCAGCUGUCGACCUUUACUCCCGAGGCCAAGGAAGUGCAAAGUGAAAGCGGUCAACCGCACGUGGUUCUCACCGGCUGGGCCCUGCUGAUGGCGCAAGGAGAAAAUAUGGCCUUCACCUAUCCACUACUAGCUGAGGCCUCUCCACAACCCGUUGAAAGUUUGGCUGGCGCCAUGAUGUGGGAUUUGGGCGCCAACAUUUGGCUUUGCCAGGGCUUUCUGUGGGGCAUCGCCACCCUAUACUCGCCACAAGUGCAGGCCGGGAGCUAUCAAGCCAUUCGCGCGCCAGAGACCGCGGGUGAGGAGGAAGACUGCACCAGCGAUCUGAUGGAGUCGACCUUUCAAUCGCUGAUGGGCAACUUGCCGCGUAGCUGGGCUUCGGGAGCGAAGGAUGUGGCAAUCAAAGCAGUGACCGACUCCAUCUUACUACGCGCCUGUCUUGCCGGUAUUUGUUUCAACCUGUUGAGAAUUCCAUUACCUUGGAUUGUAGAUGCAGCUCUCCUGCAAAUUGGAGCCCUAUGCAAGGCAUUUUUAUACCUUUUGGUCGGAUUGUACGCAGACUUCAACAUCUCUUACGCAGACUGCCGGUUCAUUGCGGCGACCCUGGCCCAGCGUUUUGCUGCGCAGAUUGCCUUGGCGAUGCCACCUGGCGGCGGUGGAGAUUUUGCACCCCGUGGUGCGAAGAUGGAAACAUCUGGGGAUAGCUCCCACGUUUUAUUGCCAUUUCAAUGGAGAAAAUGCUGA